This is a messenger RNA of Cyprinodon variegatus (sheepshead minnow), 1287 nucleotides long. RefSeq names its product keratin, type I cytoskeletal 50 kDa-like. NCBI's taxonomy places the organism in Eukaryota, Metazoa, Chordata, Actinopteri, Cyprinodontiformes, Cyprinodontidae. Gene Ontology annotation, molecular function: structural molecule activity. The record is from RefSeq and is a predicted model, not a curated record. The transcript has 8 exons. The coding region runs from base 62 to 1279 and encodes 405 amino acids.
AUGUUCUGUACUGCGGAUCUUCUCCAGAUCUCCUGACCCGUUCAGAUUGGGACUCUCCAAGAUGUCUUUUACCUCCAGAUCCUACAGACAGGUGUCCAGUGGCCAGAAGACCAUGAGUGUCUACGGUGGUGCGGGAGGUCGGGAUACCCGUAUCUCCACAACCCAUACUACCUGCUUACCCUAUUUAGGAGGCAACAAUAACACCGAUGGACUUGACCUCCAUGUUGAUGCCAACGAGAAGUUCAUGCUCCAAAAUUUGAAUGACCGUCUGGCCUCCUACCUUCAGAAGGUGCAUUCAAUGGAGAAGGAGAAUGAGCGGCUCGAAAAGCAGAUCAGAGAAUGGUACUCAAGUAAAACUGUGAUCACCCGUGAUUACAGCAACUACUUUGCCACCAUCGCUGACCUGCAGGAUAAGAUCCGAGAUGCCACCACAUUUAAUGCCAAGCUCUACCUGGAGAUUGACAAUUCGAAACUGGCUGCUGAGGAUUUUAAAAUGAAGUACGAGAACGAGCUAAGCAUGAGACAGGCUGUGGAGGGUGACAUCGCUGGAUUGAAGAAGGUCUUUGAUGAUCUUAAUCUGCAAAAAAUGGAUCUGGAGGGUCAGUACGAGUCACUGAAGGACGAGCUCAUCAUGCUGAAGAAGAACCACGAGGAGGAAACAUCUCUGCUGAAGACUCAGGCGGGUGGCCAGUUUAACGUUGAGGUGGACGCUCCUUCCCCUGUAGACCUGAACAAAAUCAUGACAGAGAUCCGUGAGCACUAUGAGGCUCUUAUUGCCAAGAACCGCAAGGAACUCGAGUUGUGGUACCAGAACAAGUGUACAGUGGUGGAGAAUAAGGUAGAAGUUAAUUCAUCCAGUCUUGAGUCAUCCCGCCUUGAGAUUAAAGAGCUAAAGAACACCCUUCAGUCGCUUCAGAUUGAACUGCAAUCCCAGCUAAGUAUGAAAUCUUCUCUUGAAUCAACUCUGCAAGAGACUAACGAACGCUAUGCAGCCCAGCUAGCAGGUCUCCAGGCCUUCAUUACAGGCCUAGAAGAUCAGAUGUUAAAUCUCACCAACAGUAUCACUGAAAUGCAACUGAAGUACGGCACGCUUCUGGAUCUCAAGACCCGUCUGGAGGCAGAGAUUGUAGAGUACAGGAGGCUGCUAGAUGGGGAGAUUGACAGUGAAAGCUCAAAGCAAGUGGUUACUAAGACCAUCACUGUGGAAGAGACCUACGUGAAUGGAAAAAAGGUUGACUCCUCCAAGAGUGUUGAUGUGGAUGUGAAUCAGAUGAAGUAAAAAGAAAU